GGUAGAGGACAAUAUUUACAAGCAAAAGGUAGUCCCCAGCUGAGAGGACGCAUGCGCAGUGCCGUUCCGAAGAGCGCCAAGCCCAUAGACCGCUCAGUGUUUCAGUCUGUGUUCAGUCACAAUGAUGUUAACUCGUAGUUUGGGCUUUGUGCUGUCAGCAUUAUGUCUCUUCAUCCUAGUUUCAGCUCAGAGUUCAGAGGAACAAGAAGAUGGAAAAACACAAUGUUCACUUAAUUCUGAAGGAAUAUGCUUAAAAAGUGAAAAAUGUUUUAAGGAAUAUAAAAUAUGUAUGUGUCGUGAAGGAAAUGUAGCCUUAUGUGGUAUUAUGAAUUCUGUCCGCCAGAGAAGGGAAACUCAUGGAGACAAAAUAAGCCCUGGUGGAAGAUGUAAACCAGGAGACAAAUGGAAACUUGAUGAAUGCAACCAGUGUCACUGCACUCAUACUGGAUAUGCUUCUUGUUCACUUAAUGAAUGUUCGCCCAAAAAAAAGGGAAAACGCUCUACACAACAAAGCAAAAUGGACCAACAUGGGAAGUGUAAACCAGGUGACAAAUGGCAACUAGAUGAAUGCAAUAGUUGUGUUUGUACACAUACUGGUUAUGCAUCAUGCUCACUUAAUGAUUGUAAACAAAAAAAAAGAGGAAAACGAACUGCAUCAAUUGGUAAACCAUUAGAUAUGAAGAAGAGAGAGGCAAAACCUUGGAGAGUACAAGGCAACAGUGGGAAUGAAUGUAGGGCAGGCCACUCCUGGAAAGAAAACUGCAACAGCUGUUUCUGUUCAGAAAGGGGAAUCGCAAUGUGUACGGAUAUGGCAUGCCCAACACCACCCCCUCAUUCUAAAAACUAGAAACAGUUAUAUAGGUGUAUAAAGUUUUCCAAAUUAGACCUAACAACUGCUGAUGGGGUCAGGUUUGGAAAUUUUAAGUAUAAAUUUGUUUCUAUCCCUAGUAAUUAUUUUUAAAUCAAAUUUUAGGUUUAAGGUGUUAGUUAUUUUAUAUAAUAAGUAUUAACAUUGUCUACAUAAAUAAAUAUAGUUAACUUUUUAUUUUAUCUGUGGUGAAUUCAGACCACACUGUUGCCUCUUGUUAACCAGGGCGUAGUAAAUUACUUAUGAUAUUUAACAUUCCAUAAACUUCAAGUUUGUGGUAUAAUACAUACUUACAAAAUUAAUUUAAUUGUUUGGAGCUGAUUAAUGUAUUUAAAUCUUGUUAUUGAUCAUGAUAACCUAAUGUGUGAGCAUAUAUUUCAAAAUAAUAAUAUGCAUAUAUAUACAUAUUUAAAAUCUAUAAUUUUAAUAAUUCAGACUUCAUAUUCUGUCAACUGCAAAAAAUCUAUAAUUCUUUGAUAAACAGUGUAAUAAAGUCAAUUAUUCCAGGUUUUAAUAGAUGUAACUAUUAAACUGAAAUAUGAUAAAUACCUUAAUAAAACAUGAAAAACAAAUUAAAAUGAAACAUGAGUGAUAGUUUCUUUGUUUACAAAUUAUUUUGACUUUAGUUUUUUCCACAUGAGUGCUAACAUGUAUUAAUAUUAUUUUCAUGUUAAUCUUAUUGUUAUAUAAAUUUACACUAUAUUGUGUAAUCGACUGUUUAAUUAUCAAGAAAUAAUUUAAUUAUCAAUUAAUUAUCUUACUUUAAAUGCAUAGGUUAGAUUUUAGUAUAAGUUCGCAAUCAUUAAUGGCAUUAUUUUGUGAAAAGAUUAAAAAAAAAUUAUAUAUACUUCAUCAGCAGUAUUUGAUAAAAAAUUAGGUAACAUUUAAUAUUUACAUAUAUGUAUGUAUGUAUAUAUUUUGUUUUUGUAUUUUAUUUCAGAAACAUUCAUGUGUUUCAACUAAGUACAAUAUGUUUAAAAAACAAAGUCAACAAAAUUCCUGAAAUGGCAUUUUAUGUGUGCUUUUAAAUUUAGUUUGCUUUUUGUUGUAAAUUUUCAAAAUAAAAGUUUUCUUUUAUA
Molecule: messenger RNA, 1947 nt
Organism: Nezara viridula (southern green stink bug)
Lineage: Eukaryota; Metazoa; Arthropoda; Insecta; Hemiptera; Pentatomidae
Source: the annotation of a GenBank genome assembly